AUGGCCAUUGAGCUUGGACUCUCGAGAAUAUGCAAUUUACUAUCACAUUUGGGCAAUCCACAGAACUCUUUUAAGGUCCUUCACGUUGCUGGGACCAACGGCAAAGGAUCAGUGUGCUCAUUGUUGCAAUCAGUGCUUCAAACCAAUAAGAAAUACCAGGUUGGCAAGUUCACAUCACCACAUUUGGUCCACAUUACGGAUUGCAUUAGCGUCAAUGGGAAAUCCAUUCCAUUGCAGGAUUUCCAAGGUAUCAAAAAUCGACUCCAGGAGACGAAUAAAGUGCACGAAUUUGGAUGCACAGAGUUUGAGCUUCUGACAUGCACGGCUUUCGAGUAUUUCCAACGAAUGCAGUGCAAUUGGUGCGUUUUAGAAGUCGGGCUCGGGGGCCGUUUGGACGCCACAAACUGUUCGCCUGGUGCGAACAAAAUCUGCGGAAUCACCAAGAUCGGGAUGGACCACCAGGGCUUUCUCGGAGACACCUUGGCCCAAAUCGGUACCGAAAAGGCUGGCAUGAUUGUUUCUGGCGUGUCAUUUGUGGCCGUGGACGGUUCUAACGAACCAGAGGUUUUGGAUGUGGUCAAAAAACGGGCUGCUAUGGUCAAUGCAGUAGCAUCCAACACCUCUAGCAUUAUCUCUGGAAAUAUUAUAAAAAGCAGGUCGUGGGGCAACAUAGACCGCGCAAUUGUUCCACUCAAUGGCAGCUACCAGGUUUCUAACGUGGCCGUUGCAGUCUCGAUGCUGGACUAUCUUCAAAGCGAAGGACAAAUUUCGAUCUCAUCGCAGCAGAUCCACGACGGUUUGAAGAACGUGCGUUGGCCAGGACGACUACAGAAUGUAAGUUACUACAAAAAAAGGGCCCAUAAGGCCUUGAAUUUGUUGAUAGACGGAGCGCAUAAUGGCGACGCUGCCGCGGCUCUCGCAGCGUACCUUGCAGAGACGUUUCGUCCGCAAGGAACAGAACCUAUUACUUUUGUUAUCGCCGUGACGCAGGGCAAAGCUGUGGACUACCUGUUGGCUCCUUUGAUCAAGCAACAGGACACUGUAAUUGUCACCCGGUUUGGAAGCGUGGAGGGCAUGCCAUGGAUUUCACCAAUGGAAUUGUCCGAUCUGGAGUCCAAAGCUGCCAGAUACACCGACAAAGUCUCAGCACGGCCAAGCAUUCAAGCUGUACUUGACGAGAUCCCACAUGACCAUCCCGAUCCCGUAGUGGUGUGUGGCUCCCUGUAUUUGUGCGGGGAGCUGCUUCGAGAUGAGAAUGUUGCAUGGUGA
Molecule: messenger RNA, 1269 nt
Organism: Lachancea meyersii CBS 8951
Lineage: Eukaryota; Fungi; Ascomycota; Saccharomycetes; Saccharomycetales; Saccharomycetaceae
Source: the annotation of a GenBank genome assembly